AGUUGUUGCUGGCGAUUGGAAAGAUGUCCAAAGCUAGCCUGCCUAGUACUUCAACAAAGCGUUUAUUAAAAGAACUUGCAGAUUUAUCUAAAGAGUCUAUUGAUGGAAUAGUUUUUGAUUCUGAUAGAAUUUCAACUAAUCUAUUAAAAUGGAGAAUAUGGGUUAUUGGUGCAGAAGAUACAUUGUAUCACGGAGAAAAAUUUGAACUUGAAUUUACAUUUGGAAGUAAAUAUCCUUUUGAAUCUCCUCAAGUUGUUUUUAUUGGAAAUAAUAUUCCUCUUCAUCCUCAUGUUUAUACAAACGGACACAUUUGUUUGUCCAUAUUAACAGAUGACUGGACACCAGCUAUGUCUGUAACGUCUGUUUGUUUAAGUAUACUUAGUAUGUUAAGUAGCUGUAAAGUGAAACAGCUACCACCUGAUAAUGAUCGUUAUGUUCGGACUGCUGGUAAAAAUCCUAAUAAAACAAAAUGGUGGUAUCACGAUGACACUGUUUGAUUAAACAAAAUAUUAAACUUUUCUAAUUAAUCUUUAUCCAAGUAUUUUCAAGUAUAAAAUAUGACAGAAAUGGAACUGCUAGUGGCAUAUGUGCUAUUAUAUUCUUACGUUGUUAAGUGCACACAAACAAUAUAAAUAAAUGUUAUUAUCUCAUGUAAUAUUGUUGCUUAUACUGUAUUAUUCUUAUAAUUCUACUAUGCAAUAUUUUUAAUAGAAGGAAUUUCUUUUUAUAACCAAUUUGUACAUAAUUAUCUAUAUACAUAUAUAUAUUUAAAUGACGUGAUCAUUAUUUUAUCAGUUGAUGUCUAUAAAAGUGUAGCUAAUAGUUACUUGA
Messenger RNA from Hydra vulgaris (swiftwater hydra), 831 nucleotides. RefSeq names its product ubiquitin-conjugating enzyme E2 W. Lineage: Eukaryota; Metazoa; Cnidaria; Hydrozoa; Anthoathecata; Hydridae. The record is from RefSeq and is a predicted model, not a curated record.